UUGAUUGUGUUACUAACAAAGCAGUUUAUAGUUGCAGGCACAGUUACAACACCGGAAGCUCAUCCGACUUUGGGACUGCCGUUUCCGUUUCCAUGCUUUCCUGGGCAAUUUCGUUACUGUCUUAGUAAGCGUGGAAAGCCAGCUAUUGAAGUGGGCGCGCAUCGUUUCUGUUUUAACGGUCGAGCUGCAAGCGGAAAAGUUUGGUGGCGCUGCUCCAGGAAUCCCCGAUGCCGAGCUGCUGUUCACACGUUCGGCUUACGCGUUGUUCAGAUGAAUAGCGCGCACACAUGUGGUGUACGCGCUACACCAUUAAGGCCUAUGUUUUAA
Parnassius mnemosyne (clouded apollo) is the source of this 327-nucleotide messenger RNA. NCBI's taxonomy places the organism in Eukaryota, Metazoa, Arthropoda, Insecta, Lepidoptera, Papilionidae. The record is from the annotation of a GenBank genome assembly.